UGCAGCCGAUUUCUCCUUCUUGUUUCUUAUCUUUAACCUUCAUUUUUGGCUCCGUUGGGCUAUGAAUUAGUGGCCAAAAAUCAGUCGAGCAUAAAUAGUAAACGAUGGCGCCGAAUGCAGCUGUACCAGUGGAGCGAUAUGAGUCCCAAAACAUCGGAAUCAACGCCAUUCUUCUGGGGCCGCCGGGUUCCGGCAAGGGAACGCAGGCUCCGCUGCUAAAGGAGAAGUUCUGCGUCUGCCAUUUAUCAACUGGCGACAUGCUGCGGGCGGAGAUUUCAUCUGGUUCCAAGCUGGGAGCUGAACUAAAGAAGGUCAUGGAUGCCGGCAAGCUGGUCUCUGAUGAUCUGGUGGUGGACAUGAUCGACUCCAACCUGGAUAAGCCGGAGUGCAAGAACGGUUUCCUCCUGGACGGAUUCCCCAGGACUGUCGUUCAAGCUGAGAAGCUCGACACACUGCUGGACAAGAGGAAAGCAAAUUUGGAUGCUGUCAUUGAGUUUGCCAUCGACGACAGUCUGUUGGUAAGGCGAAUCACUGGCCGUUUGAUUCACCAGGCCAGUGGGCGAUCCUAUCACGAUGAGUUCGCCCCUCCCAAAAAGCCCAUGACCGAUGAUGUAACCGGAGAACCUCUAAUCCGACGCAGCGAUGACAACGCUGAGGCUUUAAAGAAGCGACUAGAAUCAUAUCACAAGCAGACGAGGCCCCUGGUCGAUUACUACGGCCUGCGAGGACUGCACUUCAAGGUUGACGCCGCCAAGAAGUCCAGCGACGUCUUCUCCACCAUCGAAACUAUAUUCCAACGCAAACGUCCUGCUCAGAUUCAAUUAUGAUUUGUUCCUGCGCAAUGAUCGAGUACUACUAACUGCCUCCUGACAAUUUACUUUUGAGACACACACACACAACUUUUAAGCCUAAAGUUAAAGUUGCAUCUAGGCAUCCUAAAUAGACAAAAUUACCAUUACUCAAGAAGGUGUACAGGUCGACUACUUUCCUUGUACAGAUUUCUAAAAUGUAUAAGUGUUUGUUACUUUUUACAUUUCACUAUUUGUAACUACAAUAAAACUUAACAAAAAACAA
This is a messenger RNA of Drosophila rhopaloa, 1074 nucleotides long. It is a transcript of the gene Ak2, whose product is annotated as adenylate kinase. Gene Ontology annotation, cellular component: cytoplasm; mitochondrion. The transcript is spliced from 4 exons. Lineage: Eukaryota; Metazoa; Arthropoda; Insecta; Diptera; Drosophilidae. The record is from RefSeq and is a predicted model, not a curated record. Bases 105 to 827 code for a protein of 240 amino acids. Gene Ontology annotation, biological process: ADP biosynthetic process. Gene Ontology annotation, molecular function: AMP kinase activity; ATP binding.